This is a messenger RNA of Drosophila willistoni, 3080 nucleotides long. RefSeq names its product RNA-binding protein spenito (gene nito). Gene Ontology annotation, biological process: regulation of alternative mRNA splicing, via spliceosome. Gene Ontology annotation, molecular function: mRNA binding. The transcript has 3 exons. The record is from RefSeq and is a predicted model, not a curated record. Gene Ontology annotation, cellular component: nucleus. Lineage: Eukaryota; Metazoa; Arthropoda; Insecta; Diptera; Drosophilidae. The coding region runs from base 156 to 2552 and encodes 798 amino acids.
CCAUCUCUAACGCAUACAGACAGAAUUACCUUUGUGCCGAAAAAAUAUUCGCGUUUUCUUAUAUUACAAGCUAAACUGUUUAAAUAAAGUGCAAUACACUUUUAGUUCAAGGUCUCAGUACAGCCGCAGCUAAUUACAUUGUUUUAACCAGGCCCAUGAGUAUUCAUCGAGAAGGAGCCGGAGCUGAACUCGAUCGCAUCACAGUGAAAAUCCACAAUAUGAAACGCAGCGCCUCGCGCUCCCCCGGUCGCAGCAAUUUAUCUAGCAGAAAUUCGCGCAGCAUGGGACGUGGCUACGAUAAUGGCAGUGGGGUGCCCGGUGAUUCGCCUGAACGCAUAUCACCGGAGCGCAUGAGAAGGAGAUUGGAUCGAUCGCCUAGUCCACGUGGUCGCUAUGGAUCGCCUCAUCGUGGGGAUCCUUAUAUGCGUGGACCACCACCAGCCGAGCGUCCAACAGGAUAUAAAGUGUUGUGUGUGAGUGCGUUGCCACCCAAGGCUCCAGAUGAGGUUAUCGAGGAGACCCUUUAUAGGGAGUAUAAAAAGUUUGGCGAUUUUAGUGUCCGACUCUCUCAUGAUCUGGAUGAGAGGGUGGCCUAUGUCUGCUUCCGUACGCCAGAAGAUGCACGCGAUGCUAAGCAUCACAAGCCCCGUUUAAUAAUAUAUGACAAAAUGGCCAUUGUGGAACCUGUGUACAAGUCCUCCACCAGGCCAGAGUACAGACCGCGGGGACACUCCAUAUCUCCUCCGGAUUACGAGCGCUAUCAUUAUUCCCGCUCUCCGAUGGGUCCUGGCGGGCCCGUAGAUCACCGACGUCCUCCCAUUGAUCCCUAUGAUCGUUAUGGUCAUCCCCAUGCUAUGCAUCCUCAUGCUGUGCAUCCCCGUGACUAUCGCCCUAUGCAUGAGUAUCCCCAUCCGCCGCGUGGUCCUCCACUGCAUCGUGGUCAUCCGCAUCAUUUACACGGACAUCCGCCACCUCAUCAAUACGCACCCAUGCGUCCCAUUGCUCCACGUCCACACGCUCCGUACGAGAAGCCUGAAAGCAAGAAGGAUAAGUUUCCCAAUUACCUACAUCAUGUCCAACCUGAGGAUGAUCCCCUCUCCACGCGCACUCUCUUUGCCGGCAAUUUAGAGGUGACCAUAGCCGAUGAUGAACUGCGUCGCAUAUUUGGCAAAUACGGAGUUGUGGAUGACAUAGACAUCAAACGACCACCGCCCGGCACUGGAAAUGCUUUUGCCUUUGUGCGCUAUCAGAAUCUUGACAUGGCCCAUCGUGCCAAAAUCGAACUCUCUGGCCAAUAUAUUGGAAAAUUCCAAUGUAAGAUUGGUUACGGCAAGGUGACACCGGCUACACGCAUGUGGAUUGGUGGCUUGGGGGGCUGGACAUCGGUCACCCAGUUGGAGCGUGAAUUCGAUAGGUUUGGAGCCAUCAAGAAGAUUGAAUACCAGAAGGGUGAUCCCUACGCGUACAUUCAGUACGAGACAGUAGAGGCAGCCACAGCGGCUGUAAAGGAAAUGCGUGGCUUCCCCUUGGGUGGACCAGAACGUCGUUUACGCACCGAUUUCGCCGAGUUGCCAGGAGCUACGCCAGCGGCCCCCUUCAAAUCUUCAACAAAGCCGACGUAUGAAGAUAGCUCUAUGGAGUACAGACGACCCGAAUAUGAUCCCUACUAUGAGGAGACAGCUGUUUAUGCACCUCGUGGCGGUUACUCACCAUACCCACCGCGGGGCGGCUAUCGUGGACGAGGUGGCUAUCGCGGACGAGGACGUGGCAUGUAUCACUAUCACAAUGAUGUCCACAGGCCACCACAUCCAGGAGCUCUGGGCGGAGUUGCCUCCUCUUCGUCAUCGUCAGUUCUACCGCCUGGCGGGGUAGAUGAUGAAUGGCGUCGUCCACCUGGUGAAUCGUAUGAUCGUUCUAGCUCUCGUGAGCCAGGUGUCGAAAGAUCCCGUUCACGUUCCCCUCUAAAACGGGCCCGAUCUCCCGGCUCCGAUUCGGAUACAUCGACCAGACGCAACGAUGGCUUAAGUUCGGCCACCACUGUCCAGGAGUUGGCUCGUAAAUGUGGCACUGUGUGGACUGGAGCUUUGAUUCUCAAGAGCUCACUCUUCCCGGCCAAAUUCCAUUUGACCGAUGGUGACACCGACAUCGUGGAAUCCCUAAUGAAAGAUGAAGAGGGUAAACACAAUUUACGUAUCACCCAGAGACUUCGUCUCGAUCCACCCAAGCUAGAUGAUGUCCAAAAGAGAAUUGCGUCAUCUUCAACGCAUGCCAUAUUUAUGGGCUUACCCGGAUCUACAGUGGACACCAAUUGCGAUGAUGCAAGUGUCCAGACGCGUCCGCUGCGUAAUCUGGUAUCCUAUUUGAAGCAAAAAGAAGCAGCCGGUGUCAUAUCGCUGCUAAAUAAGGAAACGGAGGCCACAGGUGUCCUAUAUGCCUUUCCUCCAUGCGAAUUCUCUACAGAGCUGCUAAAACGCACCUGCCACAACCUCACCGAGGAGAGUUUAAAAGAAGAUCACUUGGUUAUUGCUGUGGUCCGUGGCGGAACUGCUUGAAGGGAUCACAAACCCAAGAGGAGGUAAAUGACUAACCACAGAGCUAAGACGAUAAAAAAGUGGAGCUACCUGGAGAAUAGCAGCAAUUGAAAUCCUUAAGAAAUCAAAAAAAAACAGAAAUCGACAAGUUCCAUCCUAGACAGGCACAUACACCCAACCACAUGGCACACACUCAACCACUCACACACACACACACACGCACACACAUUGUUAUCUUGUCUUUAUCUAUAUUCAAAUUCUAUAAUCAUCUAAUUAAUCGAAUUUGUUUUUUUUUUAUGUUUUUUUGCAGACAAGAAACUUUGUGAAAGAGUGAAGUUUUUUCAAGUUUCAAGUUAUCUGUGCCAACAUUUAAAACAAACGCAGAAAAAUAACAAAGCAAACAAAAAAAAGUAACAAGAGAAAAGUUCGCUUAUAUUUAUAUCUGAUUUAAUUUUCGUUAUUUUUUACAUUAAAACCAAAAAGAAAAAACAAAGGCAAAAGUGUUAAAUAUCCUCGUCCCUAAAACAAAAAAAAAUAUGUGUGAACCAA